AACUUAAAGUGGGCGGGACUUCCUGGUGUUCUAUUCCGUGAUUGGCGGGUCCAGCCUCUGACCCCAGUGCGCAGACUCGUGCUUCUCUCCGGUACAAUGGCGGCAGUCGGAGCGCCGUCCUCCGUGUUUUCUCGGGUUUCUGUCCACGGAGCAGCAGCGGGAGAGUUAAUAAAGCUGUAAGACAGAAACAGCAGCAGUUGGUGAACUCUGGAAAGAAGAGAAACGGUUUGAGGCUCAGCUGGAACUGCUCAGUAACUGUUAAAGGAAAGUUUGGAGAGAGAAAAGCUAGCAGAGAUGUGGAGACAGCAGGUCAAACAGCGACUGGAUGCAGCAGAGGAGCAGAGACACGAAAUACUGGAUGCUGCUUUCAGCCCCGAACAUCGGCUGCACACAUCAGACUGGUGACCUGUCCAGGGUGACCCCGCCUCUCGCUGGAAAGGCAGCAGCUCCUCUUGCUGGAUGCACAGGGCGACAGUGGAAAGAAACAACUCCAGGACGUUCUAACAGAAUCAGAACCAGGCUCAACGUUCGUCCCACUGCCGCGGUCAGAGAGGAUUCCCCGGAGGAGCCCAGCUCUGACUGGGACCCAGAACCCGUCCGGAUCAAGGAGGAGCAGGAGGAGCUCUGGGACAGUGUGGCGGGGGAGCAGCUGGACAUGAAUGAGGAGAUGGAGAGCACCAGAAGAAGAGUCAAGAGUGAGGACGAAGAUGAGGAAGAGGAGGAGAAGCCUCCUGUCUUACUGGGCACUCUCCCUAGCAUCAGCUCAGUGAACCAGAUGAAGUCAGAAAGCGAUGAAAAGGAUGGAGAAGGAGGAAGAUCCAGAAGGAUCUCAGAUUCCAACACACAUGGAGACACUUCCAGCUCUUCAGACACUGAGGUCAGUGAGGAAGAGGAUGGUGAUGAUGAGAACCAUUCUGACGCUCAACUCAAGCCCUUGUCAGACUCCGAGGCUGAAACCGAAGGGAGUGAAGACGACUGUGAGGAGAGCGGCUUUCGCAAGGCGAAGGGGAGAACUCCCAGCAGAGCUUGGAGCUGCGCCGAGUGCAGUAAACGGUUCGCCUCCAAGCGCUCCCUUCAGAGUCACAUGGCAAGUCAUUCACAACAAAGACCUGAUGGGAAGGAGGAGAAAUGUUUUAGUUGUGACAUCUGUGGGAAAAGCUUCAAGAGAAAAAGUCACUUAAACCUUCACACAAUAAUCCACACAGGGGAGAAACCUUUUGGCUGCGACGUCUGUAAACAAAGAUUUGGUCGAAAGUCUCACCUGAACAGACACAUGACCAUCCACUCUGGAGAGAAACCCUUCCAGUGUGAGAAAUGUGGCAGAAAGUUUGCUAGUAAAUGCCGCCUCAACUCACAUCAGAGAGUUCACUCUGACGAGAAACCAUUUGGCUGCGACAUGUGCGAGCAAAGAUUCAAGGACAAGUCGGCGGCGAACCGACACAUGAAAGCCCACUCUGGAGAGGAACCAAUCAGAGAAAAGCAGUUUGGCUGCAACCAGUGCACUAAAAGGUUCACCAGUAAAAGUUGCUUGAAAUCACACCUGCGAAUUCAUAGCGGAGAAAAACCGUUUGUUUGUGAUCUCUGUGGGCAGAAAUUCUUCUACAAGGCGAAUCUGAAAGCACACAUUCGGAUUCACACAGGGGAGAAACCCUACAGCUGUGACGUGUGUGGACAAGACUUCAGAUCCAAGUCGCAUCUAAACACCCACCAGAGAAUCCACACCGGAGAAAAGCCGCUCAACUGUGACGUCUGUGGACAGAGAUUCAGCCGCAAGUCGCAUUUAACCAGACACAUGAAGGUCCACACAGGAGAGAAACCCUUUGGCUGCGUUCAGUGCAGCAAGAGGUUCACCAACAAAACCGACCUAACCUUCCACCUGAGAAUCCACACAGGGGAGAAACCGUAUGCCUGUGAUUUCUGCGGGAAGAGAUUCAUGGUCAAAUCGGCUGCAAACAAACACAUGAGAGUGCAUUCGGGAGUGAAGCCAUUUGGCUGCCAUCUUUGUGGGCAAAGGUUCACAGCGAAGCCCAGUGUGAAGAAACACAUGAUCAUCCAUACGGGGGAGAAACCCUUCUGCUGCAACGUCUGCGGGUAUAGAUUCAACCUGAAGACCAGUUUAGACAGACACGUUAGGAUCCACACCGGAGAAAAACCAUUUGGUUGUGACAUUUGUGGACGGCACUUUAACCGCAAGUCCACCUUAAAUACACACAUGAAGAUCCACAGAGAAGAGAAAGUUGCCUAGAGAGGCAACUAUGGAGAAAGUUUGAGUUCACGACUUACCUAACCAAUACACUUUACAGGUUUGUUUUGAAAUUGAUGUGAUUUGUGAACAGAAAUGGUAUUUCAUUUAUGGAAUCUGUUUGUGGACCUUAUAGUUAUACCUUUAAUGAAAGGUAGCUGAUCAUUUUAGUUGUUUCUCAUGUUAUCGAGUUGUUUAUCUGGAAAAAUGCAAACUGUUUUAGCUGUAAUGUUUAUGGGAGAGAUCGGAUCUGGUAGAGAAAACAAACCUAAUAAACACUUAUCCUAGAGAGCAGCUCCAUCUGAUCCACAGCCAGAUUUGAAACGAUGCAGUUCCUCCUUCUAACCACAAGUUGAAUUAAUGGUUAGACUGAACAGAAAACAGUCUGGCCACUUGGUGGAUUGAUUCAGUUAGCGAAUAAUUAGAGCAUUUAAGUCCUUUGAUCAAAAGAAGCUGCUUUGAUCUUGACUGUUACGUGUCAGAAGGUCUAGUCAAAGGCCAGCCCCUGAAGGACUGGCUGCAGUAUGUCGUUACUGCCACAGAGAGGCUGAAGUCUUUAGUACCAGUUCCUUUUGUCUGUAAAUAUUAGCUGUUAUUAGAACCACUUCUGCAUUUUAAGGUGCUGAACUGAUAUUUAUUUGUAGUUUAUAUUUAUUUUAAUAACCAGGCGCUUCUGAAAGGAACAUCAGCUGCUAAUUAAAACCUUUCAGUUUUCAAAUAAUCAGAAGUUUGACUGAAAGCUCAGCAGAUAUGAACCGAUUACCGGUUUUAUCAAUAUUUAUGUGACUCCAACCAGAAUCAUCCUUGUUUUCUGAUCUUCUGUUGCCCACCUGUCCUGGUUCUGAUCCAGUUCUGAUCCAGUUGUGAACCAGCCCAGUGCUCCAGAGUUCGGCAGGAAGCCAUGUUUGGUCUGAGCUGGUUACUCACGGUUAGCUCAGACUCAUCAUGCUGGAUCCUCGUCCUUCUCCUGGUAACAGAACCUCAGAUCAGUACCGGUUCUGGACUCAAAGUGGUACCGACUCAUUUUGGCCGUUUGACUCAUUUGGGCCCCAGCUUGGUGGAAAGACUCCUGGUCAUGAAAGGACGCUCGGGUUUAACUUCCUGAUGGAAACAUAAACAUCAUUUUAUUUCAGUGUCUUUAGGAUAAAAAUCUAAACUUUAUGAUUUUGUCUUCACAUCUCUGUCACUUGUUCUCUGCUUGAGGCGGCCAUGACGGGAGCCGGGUGUUCAUGAUGAAGCCCCGCCUCCCGGAGGCAGAACCUUCAUCCUGUUUGGGUUUGAAAGUCUGCUAGCUUCUGGAAGGAACAGAAACAGACAUGUUUGCUUUUCAAUGGGAAGCAGAAAAACAUUUCAGUCGAACCGGAUCAGGCAGGUUGGGCUCAGGUUGUUGUCCAGCUUCUAUCUGAUUAUUGUAAGGUGGUUCUGACAUAACUGUUCUUUUAUGUUUCAUGUUUUUAAAUGUUCUAACUAAUAAACACAUUUUACCA
Messenger RNA from Gambusia affinis (western mosquitofish), 3729 nucleotides. RefSeq names its product zinc finger protein OZF-like. Gene Ontology annotation, biological process: regulation of immune system process; regulation of cytokine production; negative regulation of transcription by RNA polymerase II. Gene Ontology annotation, cellular component: PcG protein complex; transcription regulator complex. NCBI's taxonomy places the organism in Eukaryota, Metazoa, Chordata, Actinopteri, Cyprinodontiformes, Poeciliidae. The record is from RefSeq and is a predicted model, not a curated record. The transcript has 3 exons. Gene Ontology annotation, molecular function: RNA polymerase II cis-regulatory region sequence-specific DNA binding; DNA-binding transcription factor activity, RNA polymerase II-specific. Bases 326 to 2245 code for a protein of 639 amino acids.